UAUAGAUUGACAACCUAAGCCAUUGAAAUAGCUCAACUUGCAUUAGAUCUUCAAAUCACAACAGCGUCAACGAUGAAGGGCAGCAAACCAGUACAUCUGCGCGGAGUCUGGGCAGACAACCUCGUAUAUGAGUUUUUUCUAAUCAAGGAAGCGAUCUCUCGCUUCCCCUUGGUUGCUUUGGACACAGAAUUCCCUGGUACUAUCUUUCAAUUAAAUCGUGACAAGAGUUCGCUGUCUCAUGCCACUCCCUAUGAAAACUACCGUCUCAUGAAGUGGAAUGUUGAUCUCUUGAAAAUAAUUCAACUUGGGAUGACUCUUUCUGAUUCACAUGGAAAUCUUCCAAGUUUCGGAACAGAAUUCCACUAUGCGUGGCAGUUUAAUUUCCGGGAUUUCAAUAUCAAGCACGAUCAUCACAAUGAAGAGUCUAUUGGGUUACUUGAACGCCAAGGUAUUGAUUUGAAGAAGAACAGAGAGAAGGGUAUUGAUUCCUCAGAUUUUGGAAGGCUGAUUUUGAGUUCUGGACUUGUUUCCAAUAAUUCUUCAAUAACUUGGAUUACUUUUCAUGGUGCUUAUGAUUUUGGAUUCUUGAUCAAGAUUUUAACUAAACGAGAGUUGCCAAGUGAUAUGCGGUCUUUUUUGGGGAUGAUGAGGUUUUUCUUUGGGGUUCGAGUUUAUGACACAAAAUUCAUGAUGGGAUGCAUUAGUGGCUUGCUCGGUGGAUUGGAGAGGGUGGCUAUGUUACUUGGUGUUGAACGAAUAACGGGAAGAAGGCACCAGGCAGGAUCUGAUAGCUUGUUAACUCUUCAAACAUUCGUGAGAUUCAAGGCGUCGUGUGCUAAAAUUGAUCUCGAGAAAUUGAAUGGCUAUGAGGGAAUGAUGUUUGGACUGUGUGAAGGCUGGUUAGGGUUCACUUACGCACCUGAUACAUUCAUGGGCGCCACUCUAGUUUGAAGGAAUAUCAAUGGAGUUGUACUCUCAGGUCUA
Populus nigra (black poplar) is the source of this 984-nucleotide messenger RNA. RefSeq names its product probable CCR4-associated factor 1 homolog 11. Gene Ontology annotation, molecular function: poly(A)-specific ribonuclease activity; nucleic acid binding. The record is from RefSeq and is a predicted model, not a curated record. Bases 73 to 951 code for a protein of 292 amino acids. The transcript has a single exon. Gene Ontology annotation, cellular component: CCR4-NOT complex; P-body; CCR4-NOT core complex. Lineage: Eukaryota; Viridiplantae; Streptophyta; Magnoliopsida; Malpighiales; Salicaceae.